AAAAGCUGGUAAGGAGCCGAACACCACUGUGACAUUCUUACUCUGGAUUAGAGUGACAAUCUGAUAACAUCAUCACAUUACUUGAGGACAAUGUCUUCACCUUUUGGGAAAAAAUGGGUGCUCCUAGUUUCUGGAUCCAAAGGCUGGGCGGACUACCGCCAUCAGGCUGAUGUGUGCCGUGCCUACCAGAUUAUGCACCGCCAAGGAAUUCUAGAUGAGCAAAUCGUGGUUAUGAUGUAUGAUGACAUCGCAGAUAACCCAGAAAAUAAUUCCCCGAGAAUUAUCAAAAAUGAGCCAUUGGGUGGAGACGUUUAUGAAGGUGUUCCAAAGGAUUACACUAAAGCUGAUGUGACUUCAUCAAAUUUCCCUGCUGUUUUAAGUGGGAAUAAAUCGAAGCUCUCAACAGGAAAUGCGAGCUCCAGAAAAGUGAUUCAGAGCAACAGCAAAGACACCAUUUUUGUGUACAUGACAAACCAUGGAGGUUCUGGAUUGUUCUCUUUUCCAGCAGCGCAUGAUGUUCUUCAUUCUGAGGACCUUGUGAACACCCUCACAGAAAUGGCAGACAUGCACAAGUUUGUUCAGCUUGUGAUUUUUGUGGAGAGCUGUUAUUCUGGUUCGAUGCUGAAAAACCUUCCACACAAUAUUCCAGUGUAUGGCAUAACUGCAAGCCCUCCUGAUAAGUCAUCAUAUGCAGCCUUCCACGAUAGAUGGAGAGGCACCUACCUGGCAGAUGUAUACUCUGCAAUCUGGAUGGACUUUGUUGAACGGAAUGAACUGGAGAGAACAACAUUUGAGGAACUGUUUAAACAUCUGAGCUUUGAACUUUGGAGACAGAACUUACCUCGUUGUCAGCAAUAUGGGAAUACCGGUCUCAGCAAACUACCAUUGAGUAGUGUCCUUGGAACAACUUCCCAUGAACGUGUGGUUUUCGCCAGAAAGGAAUUGAGACUAACCCACCUGACCGUCAGCCAUGAAGUCCGUCACAAAAUUUACCAGGGUAAAAUCGAAUCAGAAAAGCAAGGUGCCAUGAAAAGAGACUUGGAAACAGCAUAUGAAGAAUACAAAAAAAAACAACGCAGCAUGGCCAAAGGUGUGGAGAUCUUCAAAGUGCACUGUUCCAAGGGCCGUUGUCUUGUCCCAAAAGAGCAGCGAGAGCUAACCAGUCAGAGCGACUUCAAGAGGGUUACAGAAAGCUUCAGAGAAAUAUUUUGGGAUCUACAUGACGAAAUGCUGGAGUUGACACUGCCUGUGCCACAGGUCUUGUUGGAAGUCAUGGAAUUCAACGUGGAUGUCGAGCACAUAAUAGAGGGAAUAGCUCUGAUGAGGACCGUCGUGGAUACCUUCAUCCCUCCUGCUCGUACGAGGCGUCGCCAUAUUCGCCGUCUUCGCCGGGAGCUGAGCAUGCCAGUUGAGUAGGAGGAGUGGACUCUAACACUCUGGACAGCUACCAACCAAUCAUCCCCUCAUCAUCCCAAGCACUCAACCAAUCAGCGGCCAGCAUCGGCAGAGUAGUGAGACCCAGAGAACAUACCAUAGAUAUUAAGUGGGCUUUGACCAUAUGGAACAGGAACUGUCAAUGGCCGCGUUUGUGAUGGUGCAGUGCUGCUUUUACUUUCCAGUUUGAUUAUCUGUGAUUAAGUUUCAUUUAGUAGCUUAGCAUGUGGAUACAUAUACAAUAUAGUUGUUAUUUGAUUUGAUCUAUGGGGUAGAGCAAGGUACUGUAGUUCUACCUGUAAUUAGGCCUACAUACGGUAUAUCUGUAAUCUCAUAUUUUUUUCCCUGUCUUUCCCAUGUUUAGC
Messenger RNA from Engraulis encrasicolus (European anchovy), 1799 nucleotides. RefSeq names its product legumain-like. Gene Ontology annotation, molecular function: cysteine-type endopeptidase activity. The transcript is spliced from 14 exons. The record is from RefSeq and is a predicted model, not a curated record. NCBI's taxonomy places the organism in Eukaryota, Metazoa, Chordata, Actinopteri, Clupeiformes, Engraulidae. Bases 91 to 1416 code for a protein of 441 amino acids. Gene Ontology annotation, biological process: vacuolar protein processing.